Messenger RNA from Planococcus citri (citrus mealybug), 1832 nucleotides. RefSeq lists its product as uncharacterized. The record is from RefSeq and is a predicted model, not a curated record. Bases 142 to 1611 code for a protein of 489 amino acids. Lineage: Eukaryota; Metazoa; Arthropoda; Insecta; Hemiptera; Pseudococcidae. The transcript is spliced from 3 exons.
AAAAAACGUCGCAAAGGAAAACAACACAAUCGAGUCGUGCUUUUGCUUUUGCACAAAGGUACUGAACGUAUUUUGUUUGCGAUGCAUUGAGUUUCAACAGUUAAUUUUUAAAAGGCUGAACAGUUUACCAUCUUUGUUAAAAUGGAUACGAGCACCACAACCGAAGUAUGCGACGAGCCAGUGAAUGAAACGAACGAAACUAACGAAACCGAAGACACCGAAGUAGCAGACGUUAAACAAAGCAUUACCACAAAACCCUCGAGUAUUUCGCAAAAGAAACAACCAGAUCAAUUAUGCAAUUGCCCCUUACAUUGCGAUAGAAAAAUCGGCAAAGAGUGGAGAGAAAAAAUCUACAAACAAUUUGGCGAAUUGGGUGAUCACUCUUUGCAAAACUUAUUCAUACAGCGCCACAUAAAAAUUAAAAGUAUCGCUAAACGCUUAUGGGAAGAUGAAAUAAUCGACAAAAAAAUACAAAGAAGAGUAACCUGCAAAUAUCUCAUUCCAUUGACAGGAUCGGUCAAAGAGUCGUACUCGUAUGCGAAAACCUUGAAUUACGAUUCGGCGAAAUUUGCUAUAGAAACAAAUAUUCCAGAGAACUCGCCGAAAACUGAUUCUUCUACCAAUACUCCUAACGAAACCACAGAUAAUGCGAAGGAAGCUUCUAAAGAACCGCAAACAAGUGAUACCGAAAUGAAAGAAAUACCACAUUGUAACGGCAACGCUGAUAGCAUGGAACAUGACUCGACUAUAGUAAAUAAAAUAUUCGAAAAUGGUAUUGCGUCGAAAGAACUGCUUAACGGUACUGCUAUGGAGCUAGAUUCUACUGCAGAAAAUGUAGCUUCUGAGAACGAUUCUAUAGUGAAAGAAAAUGGCGAUAUUAGCGGUAUGGAGCUGGAUUUUACUGCUGCAAACUCAACUUUGGAGAACACUUCGUUCGCUAAAGAAAACGGUAACGUUAGCGGUAUCAAGCCAGAUAUAGUUACAGAGAACAAAAAUACUGCUGAAAACUCAACUUUCGAGAACACUUCGUUCGCUAAAGAAAAUGGUAACGUUAUCGGUAUCAAGCCAGAUAUAGUUACAGAGAACAAAAAUUCUGAAAGUGGUUCUUCGACGAAAGAAACCAAUAUCUCCGACGUGAACAGCCCAUCGAGUUUCAACGACAACGAAAGUAUUAAUACGAUUGAUGGCGAAAAUAACAUCUCGGAACUCGAAAAUAAUACUCCGUGCUUGAAAGUGAAAUACGUCGAUGUGUGUCAGAAAGCUUUUAUGAAUAUGUACGGUAUUACUGAAAAACGUAUACGAUGGCAACGAGAAAAAUUAAUCCUAAGGUCUCGUUACUUGGCCGAAAAACAAAAAAAAGAGCUGGAAGAAAUGGAUCGAACGCUUUCAUUGGCUCGCAGCUUAGGAGCAGGAUGUCAACCAUUGUUUGCAAUUAUGGAAAAAAAUUCCCAAUUCAAGCAUUUAUCCGAGCAGUUACUCAUCGCCAUUGAAGAUGACGUCAUGUUGGUAAAUAAUUUUUUUCAUAAUCAAUUAUGGAAACCAGAAGACAUCAUGAACAAAUCAAUGCACUUUUCUACUACUUUUGAUUCUUGUGAGACUGAAUGUGAUUAAACGUAAAACUAACGGGCUUUAUACGACUGGAGGUAAUGUUCUCCGUCCACCUCUCAUGUUAUUUUAUUUUUCGAAGAAUACCUACGCGGAUAAUAUUUUCCUCAUUUGUGAGCUAUAAUUCUUCAAUUCCUUUUGUUUGUACUUUCUUUUUCAUAUUUUUUUUUUUACUAUUUUUAUACUAUUUUGUACUUUUUUUUAAUAAAAACAUUUCUUAUUUUUGA